Molecule: messenger RNA, 3759 nt
Organism: Bursaphelenchus okinawaensis
Lineage: Eukaryota; Metazoa; Nematoda; Chromadorea; Rhabditida; Aphelenchoididae
Source: the annotation of a GenBank genome assembly
AUGGCGUACAUACAAACAAUUUUCUGUAAGUAACUAAUGUUUUGAUUCUUACACCUUAAAAAAUAAGGUUCAAAAGAGCGAAAGUUUUAAAUAUUUAGUUUUAUUAAAAGAAGAUCAUUUGAGGAUUUUUUAUUGAUGCUCCAGUAUAGUAAUAUUCUUUGUAUAUUUUUUUGAAUAUCCAUUUAUUAAAAUAAUAAAUUCGAGCGUUUAAUACAAUAUCUAAUUAUGGUCGUUUUUCAGUUUCGUCAGUUUUUCUGGCUGUGUUCGUAGGUUACUUGGCAAACCGUUGGGGAUACAAUUUACCGCUUCCAAAACCGAAGGCCGUGGGGAUUGAUCUUGGUACAACCUUUUCCUCUGUUGCCAUACAUCAAGCUAUUAACGGCAAAACGGAUAUUAUCGAUGACGUGUUGGGAAAAAAGAGUAUUCCAAGUGUUGUCUCGUUUUUGUAAGUUUUUAACUGUUCUUAUUUUUUUACGACAGUAAAAAUUAUAAUAUAAAUAAAUAUUAUUGUUUUUUUAGUUUAUUAUUGUUAUCUUAAAAAAAGGAUAUAACGUUUUUUUUUAAAUUCAAAACGUCUUUUUUGGUAUAUAUAAAAAAACAGUUUGAUAUUGAUCAACUAAUUUAUAGACCAAACGGAACAGUACUUGUUGGAACGUUAGCAGUAGAACAUUUAGAGGUAUAUCCUAAGAACACAAUAUACGAUGCAAAAAGAUUUAUUGGGAAAACUUUUGAUGAAUCAGAUCCACAAUUUAAAGCCGACAGAGAUAGAUAUCCUUUUGAAAUCAAAUUGGAUGAGAACAAACGUGCUUAUUUUAGAGUCGAAUUGGAGGAAGGUGAACGGUAUGAUUUUCAUUUUUGUUUUUUACUUUAGUGCUUGACGAGGCUGCCAAAAAGACAAGUUUAUGUGGGAAUUUACAAAAUAAUAAUUUUUUGUAGAAAUCUGUAUCCUGAAGAAAUCGGCAGCCUGAUAAUAACAUAUCUUAAAAAUGCUGUCGAAAUGGCACGACAAAUUUCGUUUAAGAACCUGGUGAUAUCGGUUCCGGCUGAGUUUGCUGGCUCACAGCGCAACAAAACCAGAGAGGCGGCAGAAAUGGCAGGUUUUAAUGUAUGGAGGGUCAUCAGUGAACCGACUGCCGCCGCUUUGGCCUACGGAUUGGAUAAGAAGUCAGGAGUGACGUUUGUGAUUGUCGUUGAUCUUGGCGGCGGUACGAUGGACGUAGCGGUACUAAUGCUGCAAGGUGGAAUGUUUGUAACUCAGUCGUUAGCUGGGAACAAUCGUUUGGGUGGACAAGAUUUUAAUAAUUUAGUGCAAAAUUUUAUUGUUCAGGUAGGUUAAUUUUGCGGUAAAUUUUGCUAGCUAAUUAACACUAAUUAAUGUCCUGUUAGGUAAUGUUUCGUUUCACGUCAAGUAUAUUUUGACGUUUGUUUUUCAAUAACUUUUUUUUGUUUAAAAGACGAUUUCUGAGACCAUGAAGCAUCCUGAAACGGCCGUGUGCCCUAGAAAUUUACCCCCUGUUUUUAUUUGAUAAAUCGAUGACUAGGCCCGUUCUAAGACACAUGGUAAAGCGAUUUUGGCUAAAAUGCCGUUUUGGCAUUUUUAUGCCACUUUUUGACAUAAAACAGUUUAAAUUUUGUAAAAAUCCAAAAAUGCUUCAAAAGCUUUGAAAAUGUGCAUGCGUACGUUUUCGACCAUGCUGAACAAAAUUGUAAUUGAAAAUUUUUUUCUUGGGUUACCGUAAACUACCGUAAUCCAAUCGGUCGGUUAUAAAAGUGCAAAUAUCUAAAAAUUUAGCACGGAUCUUCAUGGACAAUGUUUACAUAUUUAAAAUCUACAUUUAACGUAGAUAUUGUUAGACUAUACGUUAACUUCUAGGGCUGCGUAUUUUGGGGAGUUUUGGCCGUUUAAAAAAUUACCGUAUCUUACGGUCAAAAUAUUAAAAAAUCAUAACAGCAUUUGUACUGCUGUGAAUAGUGUCAAAUUUGGCAUGGUUAUGUUUUUGAAACUUCUAAACAAAAUCGUAAUUAAAAAUUUUUUUUCUAUUGUUACCGUAACCUACCGUAAUCCGACCGGUCGGUUAUAAAAGUGCAAAUAUCGAACAUUUGCUAUUGUUAAAAAUAAGUUGAAGGUAUAAAAUCAGUUAAAAUUGUUACAGUAGCAACAAAACGUAACAUUAUUUUCUUUAUUUCUUGAUAAGUUUUAUAGUUUUUAAUAAGGUUACAGUAGUAAACAAUAAUUAUAGCUAAAACGUUUAGUUAGAACCUUUCAUGUUUUAUAACAUGUUUUAAACAUUGGCAUUAUUACUAAAGUUAUAGAAACAUUUAUAUUUGUUUUACAAUUUGAUAUGUAAUUCACUAAGUUGUUCGAUAUUUGCACUUUUAUAACCAACCUUUUUUCCAACCGGAUUACGGUAGGUUACGGUAAUCAUAGAAAAAAAAAUUAAUUACAAUUUUGUUUAGAAUAGUCAAAAACAUAACUAUACUAAAUUUGACACUAUUUACAGAAGUACAAACGCAGUUAUGAUUUUUUAAUAUUUUGACCGUAAGAUACGGCAAUUUUUUAAACGGCCAAAACUCCCCAAAAUACGCAGCCCUAGAAGUAAACGUACAGUCUAUUAAUAUCUACGUUAAAUGUAGAUUUUGAAUAUGUAAACAUUGUCCAUGAAGAUCCGUGCUAAAUUUUUAGAUAUUUGCACUUUUAUAACCGACCGAUUGGAUUACAGUAGUUUACGGUAAUCCUAGAAAAAAAUUUUCAAUUACAAUUUUGUUCAGCAUGGUCAAAAACGUACGCAUGCACAUUUUCAAAGCUUUUGAAGCAUUUUUGGAUUUUUACAAAAUUUAAACUGUUUUAUGUCAAAAAGUGGCAUAAAAAUGCCAAAACGGCAUUUUAGCCAAAAUCGCUUUACCAUGUGUCUUAGAACGGUCCUAGUCAUCGAUUUAUCAAAUAAAAACAGGGGGUAAAUUUCUAGGGCACACCUUGCUUCACGGUGUCAGAAAGCGUCUUUUAAAUGUAAGCAACUAUCAAAUAUAGUUUAUAUAAAUUUUAGAAAAUUGAACUUCAAUCGAAUACCAAAUUGACUAACAGGGAAGAUUUACAACAGUUACGAUUAGCUAUAGAGCAAGCGAAAAUCCGACUCACGGACCGACAUGAAACAUGGAUAAGAAUAAAUUUGAAGCAGACUGGCCGCUUCGAAUACUUGUUCACCAGAGAAGAAUUUGAAACUGUUUGUGAUUCCUUGUUUGACGCCGUUGUUGAUCCAAUUGAAGCCGCGUUAGAAGAUGCUGAGUUAAAACCGACGGAUAUUGACGAGAUUGUUUUAGUUGGCGGAUCCACCCAAAUGCCCAAAGUUCGACAAAUUGUGGGUAGAAUGUUUGGGUAUGUUGAAAAAUUUCAAUUAUAUUUUUUCUUAUAAGACAAUGUUUUUUUUUUUCGUUUUUUCACGUACAGGUACCAUCUACCUGUGGUUUUUUUCGGAUCGGCUCUGGGGGGGGAGUCACCCCGAACCACCCCCCCCCCAACGACGUCCCUGCUGAAAACAAUAUUGAUAUUAAUAACGCAACUUUAGAAAAACGCCAAAUUUUGGAAUCAAUCCCGAAUUAGCCGUUGUCACAGGUGUAGCUGUUCAGGCCGACGUGCUGGCUGGUGGAUGGCCGUUGAAAGUCGCCGCUUUAGAAUUGGGGUCAGGGCACAGAAAACGACAUAUUUAUAGUAAAGACGCUGCUCAUAACAGGAUUCAUGAUACUGAAAAACUAGACCUGUAG